AGAAUGGACAGAAAAUGUGGGAAAUACGUAGUGAAUACUGAACACUCUGGAAACCAGCCGAUGAGUAUUGGUGGCACCACCGUGCCAUUCCCGAACCUUAGAAACGAUGAAGCUCAGAGUUCAGCCUGUAAGUUUGCAACAUCAAUUGAUGUAACUGGUGAUGCUGGUCCCAAUUUAACUGACAUCUGCACCAACAGAGGGACCCUUGGACUUUCAGAAUUUCCAAACAGAGAAUCCCAACGUUGUCAGGUGACACGAAAUUUCUUUAGUGACUGGUCUCUGUGGAAAAUAUUCCUGGCUUGUCUCUUAGCUUCUGUGAUAACAAUGGCAAUUGGAGUACUCAUAGUGUCUCUGCUGUAUAAUGGGAAAAAUAAUAAUGCCCCCAUUGUUAUACAACUUACUCAAAACCAGGGGGCAAUCUCAUUGACAACUGAAACAACCUCAACUACUAGUUCCGAAACUAUAGUUGCGACUGGCACAAUAGAUUCUACCACAAUAUCCACUUCCAGUACCAUGACUACUAUCACUGAGCACACUUCAACAGAACUUACAAGUAUACCAACCACUGAUUCCACAGAAACCACAAUUGCAACAGCUGCCACUUCAACUGAAAACACGAUCACAAAUAUAGCCAGCACUACCACUGAGGAUACGACCAAAACAGCCACCACUGCUUCCACCACUUCUACUGAGACCACGACUACCACAGUGGCCACCACCACACCUCAACCAACUACCACAACAACGGCCAGCACUACCACUGAAGCUGAAACCACAACAGACACCACUGAUUCUCCCACUUCUACUGAGACCACGACUACCACAGUGGCCACCACCACACCUCAACCAACUACCACGACAACGGCCAGCACUACCACUGAGGCUGCAACCACAACAGACACCACUGAUUCUCCCCCUUCUACUGAGCCUACGACUAGCACAGUGGCCACCACCACACCUCAACCAACUACCAUGACAACAGCCUUCACUACCACUGAGGCUGCAACCACAACAGACACCACUGAUUCUCCCACUUCUACUGAGACCACGACUACCACAGUGGCCACCACCACACCUCAACCAGCUACCAUGACAACGGCCUUCACUACCACUGAGGCUGCAACCACAACAGACACAACUGAUUCUCCCACUUCUACUGAGACCACGACUACCACAGUGGCCACCACCACACCUCAACCAACUACCACAACGAUGGCCGGCACUACCACUGAGGCUGCAACCACAACAGACACAACUGAUUCUCCCCCUUCUACUGAGCCUACGACUACCACAGUGGCCACCACCGCACCUCAACCAACUACCACAACAACGGCCUUCACUACCACUGAGGCUGCAACCACAACAGACACAACUGAUUCUCCCCCUUCUACUGCGACUACGACUACCACAGUGGCCACCACCACACCUCAACCAACUACCACGAGAACAGCCGGCACUACCACUGAAGCUGCAACCACAACAGACACAACUGAUUAUCCCACUUCUACUGACACCACGACUACCACAGUGGCCACGACCACACCUCAACCAACUACCACAAUAACGGCCAGCACUACCACUGAGGCUGCAACCACAACAGACACAACUGAUUCUCCCCCUUCUACUGAGCCUACGACUACCACAGUGGCCACCACCACACCUCAAGCAACUACCACAACAACGGCCAGCACUACCACUGAGGCUGAAACCACAACAGACACAACUGAUUAUCCCACUUCUACUUAGACUACAACUA
Molecule: messenger RNA, 1756 nt
Organism: Eubalaena glacialis (North Atlantic right whale)
Lineage: Eukaryota; Metazoa; Chordata; Mammalia; Artiodactyla; Balaenidae
Gene: DYNAP
Product: dynactin associated protein
Exons: 3
Coding region: 4-1746 (580 amino acids)
Biological process (GO): activation of protein kinase B activity
Cellular component (GO): plasma membrane; Golgi apparatus
Source: RefSeq, a predicted model, not a curated record